CUAUCUAUACAGACGCGUUUCGGACCCCACUCUGAGUUCAAGCUCAUCGGCAAUCAAUAUAGCUUUUCACUCUCCAUCUUCUCUCUUGGAACAAUCGUAGGAGCCCUACCGUCAUUGUUCUGGCUCACUGAUUCCCUGCAGAGCGUGUGUCCGCAGGUGUCAUCGCUCUACAGGGAGUGAACUUGGCGCUGACCGUCAUCUGUCGUUCAAAUAUCUCUACACAAAUCACUUCUUUCUCGGCUUCCUGAAGGGGGGGUAUCUCCCCUAUGCUGAUGGUUAUUGUGGCAAGUCUCUACAAAACGAGUGAACAACAUUUGAGACUCGGCGCUUGGUUCUCAUCUGGGGACCGACUUCUUCGCGAUGUUUGCUCCCUUCAGUCGACUUUGGACUUGGCCACAUGACAGCCGCUCUUGCACCGUUGAAAUAUGUGCAUCUUUGCGUACUGGAUCACAAUCCGCUGGACAGUGAUCAUUCUCUUCCUGCUCCCACCAGAGCCCAAUCGCGCUAGGGGCUCCACCGGGCGUCAACGUUGCGUUGCCGUGGCUAGGCUACGCUCCAACAACGCUGGCGUACACAAUACCCACAUCAAACACGUCCGGGUCCUUGAAGUGUUGGAUGAUCCACUCUUCUGGCAGCUUUUCCGGACUGCCUUCAGCAUGUUGAUCGCCAACGGCCGGAUCUCCACUUAUAUGACCGUCAUAAUUUCUGGCGUCGGCUAUUCUCCACUGAACAGUUUCCUACUCUCCGUCUCCGCCGGCAUCAUUACUGGAUGCUCCAGCCUUCUCGCAGACCAUCUCACCAGUAAAUAC
Molecule: messenger RNA, 809 nt
Organism: Exophiala aquamarina CBS 119918
Lineage: Eukaryota; Fungi; Ascomycota; Eurotiomycetes; Chaetothyriales; Herpotrichiellaceae
Exons: 2
Cellular component (GO): membrane
Molecular function (GO): transmembrane transporter activity
Source: RefSeq, a predicted model, not a curated record